Messenger RNA from Pocillopora meandrina, 4412 nucleotides. Lineage: Eukaryota; Metazoa; Cnidaria; Anthozoa; Scleractinia; Pocilloporidae. The record is from the annotation of a GenBank genome assembly.
GGAAGAUCAAAAAAACUUCAGAGUGGCUACUAAGCUGUUCAAGUAUAUCCAAGAUGGCGUCGUCAAUGGAAGUUCAAACUACUACUUCGAAGGAAUCAGAGACUGUUUUGGCGAGUUCUGGUUCGAGUGGAAGCGUAUCAGUGGCUCUUCAUCCCUUAGUAAUUAUGAAUAUAUCUGAACACUACACCAGAAUAAAGGCGCAAUACGGAGAACCCAACCCACAAGGUGAUUUGUUUUGUUUGCUGCUUGCAAUAUUUUCCCGCAAACCGUCUUGGCUUGUAACAGUCUUUCGUUUUCGACAGCAUACCUGUUAUCUUUCGUUUAAUGUAAACCUGUUGCAGUGUAUAACUAGCUAUUUUUAUUUAAAUGUUGAAAUAUUGUAAGCCUGUAUUCAGACCUUUUUAAUGAUUAUCACCCCAUCUUUUCCAGUGAUAGGAGCACUGCUAGGGACCCAAGAUGGCCGUAAGAUUGAAAUUUUCAAUUCCUUUGAGCUUCAGUUCGAUGUGUUUGAUGACGGACAACUUGUGAUAAAUAUAGAGUACUAUCGGAAAAAAGAGGAACAGUGUGAGUUGAUAUUACUUUGCAAGGUGGUAGUUGUACUCUGUGGAAGAAAACGUUUUAAUUUCAUUUAAGUAUGAUGCGCUCAACAGAGUUGCGUCGUUUGUUGUCAAGCGAACCUUGCUAAAAAUUUACUGGUAUGCAAAAGCUGUGUAAAGUUAACCGCUGUGAACAAAUAAACACACAUAAAAAAGGCACUCAUAUUGACAGACAUUCAGUGCAGCUUAAUCACCAGUUUUUGCUGGAAAUACAAUGCCCAUUGAUUUGAACAAUGAUCAUUUCACAAUUGAGAAAACAAUAUGUCUAGCUCAUACAUACUAAUUGCGCAAAUUCAUCAAUUCUUAGAUGCAUACUUAUGCUUGUCUGUAAAGACUAGUAUGCAUCUGGUCUUACACAUGUACCAUGCACAUCUAUUAUGCAUACAUGUAUUUUGAUCUCCUUAUCUUUGAGUUGAUCUGUAGAGGAACACAAGCCAUUCUACAACUUGUUCUUAUUGCCUGACUGGCAAUAUAUUCUUAGUUCACCAGGUUUUUAAGAACUUGGAUUUCCUUGGUUGGUACACCACAGGAUCUAGUCCCACUGAGAAUGAUAUCAGGGUACACAAACAGGUAUUGGAAUUAUGGAAAUGUCAAUUGUGAAAAUGUAUUGCAUUUUUCUUCACAUGUAUAUUCAAGAAUUUAGACUGUAACUCAUUGAAAAUAAAUCUUGGAAUGAUAGAAAUGUCUAUUGUGAAAAUGUUAUUUUUUCUCCUCAGAUAUGUGAGAUAAAUGAAAGUCCCUUAUUUCUGAAACUCAAUCCACUUGCUAAGACCAAUGAUGUAGGUUUGCAAUAAUGAUUAUUACUUAGAUUUCUAAGGGACUAAACGGGACUAAAGGGGAAACUAUUUCUGUAUGAUGUUCAUGCUGAACUUUGUAAGUGACCUUUUAAGGCACUUUGUCUUAUGUCUGUCUUUUAAUCAAUUUUUUUUUCAGUUACCAAUCAGCUUAUUUGAAUCUGUGAUUGAUAUUGUUGAAGGAGCAGUAAGAAUUCAUUCCAUUUUGAUAAAAAAUUAUUGCUUAGUACAGUACCUAAUAUAUUCAUGUUUAUUGCUAGCUCUUAACAUCCUAAUAUCAGUAUGUAUAUUCUCCAUACUGUUCUCUGUUUAUCUCCUAAGGUGCUGACAAGGAGAAUUAAUUUUUAAUAAUCAAGGGCCUUUUUAGUUGGUGAUCAUUUCCCUUAUUCUCAUGACCUUAACAUGUUUUUCAGGGCUGACAUUGUAAAGAGAAAUUAGAUGUUAGUCACCUUUAGGAGUCAAAGGGUUAAGAUACCAAGAACUUAAGAAUUAUUGCCCAUAAAGAGGAAUUAUUGAAAGUAAAAAAAUCUCCAACAUAUUACAAUCCCAUUUAAGUUAACAAUGGAUUUUUUGGCCUUUGUAGUUGCACUUUUUCAUUCACUUUAUUUCAAAGCUCUAUCUCAAUGAGUAACAACUAGAAAGAGAAAAUAUUUUGUAACGGAAGUAAAGAUGUUUCUACCAUCACUCACUUUCAGACACGUAUGUUGUUUGUUGAAACUCCCUACACCCUAGCUACGGAAGAAGCUGAGAGAAUUGGAGUGGAUCAUGUGGCCAGACUAUCAAACACUGGCACAGUUGACAGCUCCACAGGUACUUUUUAUAUAUUACUUUAUAAUCUCAUGUACUUGUUCUCCAUGCAAAUAAAGAAGGAUAAUUUCGAUUUAAUGUUUCCAGUGGCUGAUCCAAUGGCUCUGUUUUUGUUUUCCAGUGUCGGAGCAUCUCCUAGCUCAGUAUAAUGCAAUUAAGAUGCUACAUUCCAGGGUCAAGAUGAUUUUAGAGUAUGCUAAAGCAGUGAAAAAUGGUAACACCCAUAGUCUAUUGCUUUGUGCUUGAAGGAAAAUGCCAACCACUCUAAAUUUGUCACUUGUGAUUGUAAAAUCUUUCCACAACCUUUUUCUUUUUUUUUCUUCUCAGGUGAAGCACCAUGUAACCAUGAGAUAAUGCGUGAUGCAUUGAGUCUUAUUCAGAGACUUCCUGUCAUGAAGACCGAUUUGUUCAGAGAGGACUUUUAUAAUGUAGGUUGAUUGUCAUUCUAUAAAGUUUUGUGUGUGUUUGUUAACCCUUUAAUUCCCAAUAUCCAAUUGUCAAUUCUCCCCUUUAGCUGCUACACAUUUCUUUGUUAGUUAUGAGGAUUUGAUGAUAGAUCAAGAUAACAACUUCUAUCUGAUAAGUUUGGGUAUUUUCAUUCCCUUUUUGCUGGAUAAUGUUGGGAUAUUAUAGGGAGAAGUUACUUGUUAAUCACUUGUGGGAGUUAAAGGGUUUAAUGAUAAUUUCUUCCACAGACAACAAUUGAUUUGGUUGUGUAACUCUCUUUUGCAGCAAUGUAAUGAUGUUAUGUUGAUGUGCUAUUUGUCUACAAUAACAAAAGGAGCCAAUAGUCUUAAUGAGGUAAGCUGAAAAAUUAGCUUAGACUAUGUCAUGAGUUGCUCAAUCUGCCAGUUUUGAGGCAUUUACUGAAAAAGUAGGUGUCAGGAGCAAAAAAACAAAAGCAUUUUGCUGAGAAACUGCCUUGUAUAAUCCACAGAAAUUUUUUACGCCCUCAAACUCAUUUUAUUGCCAAAUCUUUCCAGCCAAUACUAAAAAACCUUGUCAUAUAGAAACUGCAUUACAUGGGCAGAAAUCCAAGCAUUUCUAAGUGAAUAAAGGGGGUAAGUUUCUAAAGAAACUGUGGUGCUGCAUUGGUGGGAGAGUAUAGCAGGUAAUUUAUUGUAAACAACUGAAUUGAAAACAUAAAUUGGCCACCACAAAGAGUAAAAAAGCUGACAUUUUGAGCAUUAGUGCUUCGUUAGAGCGAUUGGGACACUUGAAACGUCAGCUUUUUGACUCUUUACUGUGGCCAAUUUACGUUUUCAACUCAGUUGUUAACACUAAAUUAUCUGCAUUUCUAAGUAAGCUUUAGCUGUGGGUAGUUAUUCAAAACAGCCAUAUUCUUAACCAUUUAAACCCUUACAUCAGUAUUCAUUUUCUCUAUACCCUUUUCUUUACAUUUCCUUUCAUACUUACAAGGAGAAUUUGUUUAACAAUCAGAUCUUGAGCUAGCGAUCAUUUACUUUAUUCUCAUGACCUUCAUGAAUGUUCCAGCACUAUUAAUGUAAGGAGAAAUUAGAUUCUGGUCAUUCUUAGGGUGAAGGGUUAACCUUUGGCAUGUGUGAAUCCUUUAGAAUCCUUUUUUUGUUUACAGGAACAGUAUUAUCAAUAUUUAACAUAAACAUUUUUGGAUAGACUUAGAACUAGUGCUGAAGAACUAUCAAUUUAACUACUUGUGGUCCUUCUUUUUCAGUUCAUUAACAAGUUCAAUGUGGUUUAUGACCGUGGAAUGGGAAGACGAAUGAGAGGAACACUAUUUUAGGGUCUUAAAUACUAGAUUUCCAAACACAGUAUUGUUCACUUAAAAAAAACCAUUACUGGAAACUAAAUUUAAAAAGUUAUUGGUUUACAAUGUGGAAAAAAAGCAAACCAAUAAAACAGUGAUUGGCUGUAUAUAGAACUUAGGGCAUGACACACAUUAGGUUAGCCCCGAUGCAAGAUUCUUAAGACUUUCAAAUAUGCAAUUUAAAUAUUACAUGUAUGAUCUGUAACUUACUAAUAUCUCUACAAGUUACAACAACCAACAAAGUCUGUCGAUUAGCAUCAUUCAUUAACUUUCUUGUAAAUAUAGUUAAUUAAUUUGUGAAAAUAAAUGGUUUUGAUUUACUUCUUUGCAAGUUUGUUUUGUUAAAAGUUCAUUUGUUCAAUUCAGUGUUCUGAUUGACUUUUACUUCCCAGAAAUUUUCAGCCAGAAAUGCAAGCCAUGCACUUUGGA